Venustampulla echinocandica is the source of this 474-nucleotide messenger RNA. RefSeq lists its product as uncharacterized. Lineage: Eukaryota; Fungi; Ascomycota; Leotiomycetes; Helotiales; Pleuroascaceae. The coding region runs from base 1 to 474 and encodes 157 amino acids. The record is from RefSeq and is a predicted model, not a curated record. The transcript has a single exon.
AUGUCGGAUCCCAAGCCUUCGCCAGUUUCGGACCCUGAAGCUUUUCCGCUCUUACCAGCACUAGUGAAUACGUACGUGGCGAUUGAUAGACUAAACAGCACAGAGACAAGUAAUUGUUCAACGUCCGUAGAGGCUAUUGAUUACAUCGGACAUUUUGACUAUGCGUUGACGGUUAGGGGUCGGGGUCGCGAUUACGACACCAUCGAGAGCUGGCUGGAUUAUAUGAAGUAUAUCCAAAAACAGGCAGAUUUCGCACCUGAUUUUGCUCAAUGGGAUAAACAUACAAGGGAAAUUGAAAGAUUGGCAAAUGACGCUCUCACCGAGAGUAAGAGGGUGCUCGAGGAGCACAACCGGCCGGAAAAGAGAUUACCCCACGUGGUCGUGAGAGGUAUCUAUGCGAGAACCGGGCUGCUCCAGAGAUGGACCAAAUUGCAUCUCGAGGUGAUUCGAGCUCAAGAAGACUACAAGAGAUAG